Arachis duranensis is the source of this 1289-nucleotide messenger RNA. RefSeq names its product probable aquaporin PIP-type 7a. Gene Ontology annotation, biological process: transmembrane transport; response to water deprivation. Bases 118 to 987 code for a protein of 289 amino acids. Gene Ontology annotation, cellular component: plasmodesma; plasma membrane; vacuole. The transcript is spliced from 4 exons. Lineage: Eukaryota; Viridiplantae; Streptophyta; Magnoliopsida; Fabales; Fabaceae. The record is from RefSeq and is a predicted model, not a curated record. Gene Ontology annotation, molecular function: water channel activity.
CACAUUCUCAUCACCGUCACUUCAUUAUUAUUCAUUCAGCUCCACUCUAAAGAGAGUGUGAAUUGAACUUCAUUCAACAAAUUAAAAGAGAAAUUAUAACAAAAAAAAAAAUAAUUAAUGGAGGGAAAGGAACAAGAUGUGUCAUUGGGAGCUAACAAGUUCCCAGAGAGACAGCCGAUCGGGACGGCGGCGCAGAGCCAAGACGAUGGGAAGGACUACAAGGAGCCACCACCAGCUCUGCUAUUUGAGCCUUCAGAACUGACCUCGUGGUCGUUCUACAGGGCCGGAAUAGCGGAGUUCGUGGCCACUUUCCUCUUUCUAUAUAUCACAAUCUUGACGGUUAUGGGAGUGAAUAGGUCUUCUUCCAAGUGCGCCACUGUUGGUAUUCAAGGAAUUGCUUGGUCCUUUGGUGGCAUGAUCUUUGCCCUUGUUUACUGCACCGCUGGCAUUUCUGGUGGUCAUAUUAACCCGGCAGUGACAUUUGGUUUGUUCUUGGCGAGGAAGUUGUCUUUGACGAGGGCAGUAUUCUAUAUGGUAAUGCAGUGCCUUGGAGCAAUUUGCGGUGCUGGAGUUGUUAAGGGCUUCGAGGGCAAAACCUUCUACGGCAGCCACAAUGGCGGUGCCAACUUCGUCGCCCCUGGUUACACCAAAGGCGACGGUCUUGGCGCUGAGAUUGUUGGCACCUUUAUUCUUGUCUACACCGUCUUCUCUGCCACCGAUGCCAAGCGCAACGCACGAGAUUCUCACGUUCCACUUUUGGCACCAUUGCCAAUUGGGUUCGCUGUGUUCUUGGUUCACUUGGCUACUAUUCCCAUCACCGGAACCGGUAUCAACCCUGCUCGGAGUCUUGGUGCUGCGAUCAUCUUCAACAAAGACCUCGGUUGGAAUGACCAUUGGAUUUUCUGGAUGGGUCCUUUCAUUGGAGCAGCUCUUGCGGCUCUCUAUCACCAAGUUGUGAUCAGGGCCAUGCCUUUCAAAUCUAGCUAAGCACUGAAUGGAUCCAACGGCUCUCAUCGUUUUUUCCCUCCUUUUCAAUUAAGCUUUUUCUAUUUUUCUAUUUUUCUGUUUCUAUUUUGAAUGUAUGUAUAUUAUGUAUUAUGUAAUGAAAUAUCAUCAUUUAGAGGUGGUUGUUGCAUGUUGUGUUAUGUGUAAUGGGGGCCAAUUUUCCUAUACUUUUAAGUUGGAAGAUGACCCAGCUCAUCAUGUGAUGUAUCCCUUUGGACUUUGGUUGCGCUGUGUGCACUACUUUAUCAAAUUAAAUCAAAAAAAUAGUAUGCUUCCCUCUUUAA